Molecule: messenger RNA, 638 nt
Organism: Lycium ferocissimum
Lineage: Eukaryota; Viridiplantae; Streptophyta; Magnoliopsida; Solanales; Solanaceae
Product: agamous-like MADS-box protein AGL61
Exons: 1
Coding region: 1-522 (173 amino acids)
Biological process (GO): positive regulation of transcription by RNA polymerase II
Molecular function (GO): DNA-binding transcription factor activity, RNA polymerase II-specific; protein dimerization activity; RNA polymerase II cis-regulatory region sequence-specific DNA binding
Source: RefSeq, a predicted model, not a curated record
AUGGAGAAUAGGCAGACAAGAGGGCGGCAAAAGAUUCCAAUGUCAAAAAUAGAAAACGAAGAUGAUCGCUGUGUGACAUUUUCCAAACGUCGCUCGGGUCUAUACAAAAAGGCAAGCGAACUUGUUGCAUUGUGCGAUGUGGACAUUGGAAUAAUAUUCUUUUCCCCUACAGGUAAACCUUACUCAUUUCUCCACCCUACAGCUGAAGCGGUCAUUGAUCGUUUUUUAAAUCCCAACUCACAAUUAAGUGAAAGCACUCACUUAAUUGCAGUUGAUUCACGAAACAAAGUGAAUGAACUCAACAAUUUGGGUAAUGAAUUGAUGAGCAUAGAAGAAGCUGCAAGAGCUCAAGCACUUCAACUUGAUGAAAUGAAAGUAAAUGGCCAAAAAGGUUGGUGGGAGUCAAUUGAUCAAUUUAACAAAGAGGAAGUAACAAGGUAUGAAGCUUGGUUGAAGAACAAUAUUUCAAAGAUGAAUAGUCGUUUGAAGCAGUUGGAAAACGAGGCUUCAUCUUCUUUGUGAAUAUCACCCCAAGUUAUUGUCACUUUUGAGAACCACAAACAACGACAAAUUUUUUAACUACAUAUUUUUAGGAAUUAUGUGAUGUAGCAUUUUUUAUGUCAUUCUUUUUAGUUUGU